GCCCCUUCUCGCUUAGUUAGCCAGAGCUAUUUUGUUAGCUAUAUCUUGGACAGGAUAGUGGGCGCAAUGGAUUAAUAUAACCAGCAAAAAACUAUCUGGCAGUAGCAUCAGAAGCGUUUUAAGUGCAACUAUGUUCGGUCGGUCACGGAGUUGGGUGGGAGGUCAGGGGAAAACAAAAAAUAUUCAUUCCCUGGACCAUCUCAAGUAUAUGUACCAUGUCCUUACUAAGAACACGACAGUAACAGACAGCAACAGGAACUUGCUGGUUGAGACCAUCCGCUCCAUCACUGAGAUACUCAUCUGGGGGGACCAGAACGACAGCUCUGUCUUCGACUUCUUCCUGGAGAAGAAUAUGUUUGCGUUCUUCCUGAAUAUCCUUCGUCAGAAGUCAGGUCGUUACGUCUGUGUCCAGCUGCUCCAGACCCUCAACAUCCUGUUUGAAAACAUCAGCCACGAGACGUCACUCUAUUACCUGCUGUCCAAUAACCACGUCAACUCCAUCAUAUAACUGUUUUCCCCCCUCAUCUCCUCUCCUCUAGAUUACCUACUGUCCAAUAACCACGUCAACUCCAUCAUAUAACUGUUUUCCCCCUCAUCUCUCCUCCUCUAGAUUACCUACUGUCCAAUAACCACGUCAACUCCAUCAUAUAACUGUUUCCCCCCUCAUCUCUCCUCCUCUAGAUUACCUGCUGUCCAACUCCAUCAUAUAACUGUUUUCCCCCUCAUCUCCCCUCCUCUAGAUUACCUACUGUCCAACUCCAUCAUAUAACUGUUUUC
Molecule: messenger RNA, 777 nt
Organism: Coregonus clupeaformis (lake whitefish)
Lineage: Eukaryota; Metazoa; Chordata; Actinopteri; Salmoniformes; Salmonidae
Gene: clec16a
Product: C-type lectin domain containing 16A
Exons: 4
Coding region: 131-508 (125 amino acids)
Biological process (GO): endosomal transport; regulation of autophagosome maturation; endosome to lysosome transport
Cellular component (GO): late endosome; endolysosome membrane
Source: RefSeq, a predicted model, not a curated record